AUGAGGAGGGACAUCCUGAGGUGCUGGGCUGUGUUCGUGGCACUGACGGGACCGAGCGUGGCCGAGGAUUUCCCAUGGACCAAGAACAAUCCAGGCUCCUUCUACUACGGCACUUUUCCAGCUGGAAUAUUUAGCACCAAGACCAAUCAGCAGGAAGAUGCUUCAAUAACUCCCCUGUUUUUACCUUCAGGUUUCCUGUGGGGUGUUGGAAGUUCUGCCUACCAGACCGAAGGGGCCUGGGACAAAGAUGGGAAAGGACUGAGCAUCUGGGAUGUUUUCACUCACAGGAAAGGGAAAGUGGUCAGGAAUGAGACGGGAGAUUCCGCCUGUGAUGGCUACUACAAAGUCAAGGAUGACAUUCAGUUACUGAAGGAGCUGAAGGUGAAUCACUACCUCUUGUCCAUCUCAUGGCCAAGGAUUAUGCCCACAGGCAUCAAAGCUGAGCAACUGAAUGAGAAGGGAAUACAGUUCUACAAUGACACAAUUAACAGUCUUCUGGAAAACAAUAUCACCCCUAUUGUGAGCCUCUACCACUGGGAUCUGCCACAGGUUCUUCAAGAAAAGUAUGGUGGCUGGCAGAAUAUAAGCAUGAUUAAUUAUUUUAAUGAUUAUGCAAAUCUGUGUUUUGAGAAGUUUGGUGACCGUGUGAAACACUGGAUCACGUUCAGCAAUCCUUGGGCAGUGGCUGAAAAGGGCUAUGAGACAGGAGAACACGCACCAGGACUGAGGCUCGGCGGCUGCGGCGCCUACAAGGCUGCUCAUCACAUCAUUAAAACUCAUGCCAAGGUUUGGCACUCCUACAACAACACCUGGCGCAGGGAGCAGAGAGGGAUGGUUGGAAUUUCCCUAACGAGUGGCUGGGGGGAACCUGUUGAUCCACACAGUCAAACAGACAGAGAUGCUGCUGAAAGGUACAUCCAGUUCCACCUGGGAUGGUUUGCAAACCCCAUUUACAGAGGGGACUACCCAGAAGUCAUGAAGAAUUAUGUAGGUAGGAAGAGUGCCCAGCAGGGCCUGGGGACAUCGAGAUUACCAACUUUCUCAGUGCAAGAGAAAACCUAUAUUAAAGGCACCUCGGAUUUCCUGGGAAUUGGUCAUUUUACCACUCGUUAUGUUCUGCAGAAGAACUUUCCCUUCCUCCAAGUGUCCAGUUACCACACUGACCGUGACCUGGCUGAACUGGUGGACCCCAACUGGCCAGCUCCAGGCCCCAAGUGGCUCUAUUCUGUGCCCUGGGGGUUCAGGAGGUUGCUCAACUUCGUUAAGACCCAGUAUGGGAACCCCCUGAUUUAUGUGACAGAGAAUGGAGUGUCUGAAACAGUGCAGUGCCCUCAGCUGUGUGAUGAGUGGAGGAUCCAGUACCUGAAGGGAUACAUCAACGAGAUACUCAAAGCUCUAAAUGAUGGUGUAAAUGUCAAAGGUUACACUGCCUGGUCACUGCUGGAUAAAUUUGAAUGGAACAAAGGCUUCUCCGAAAGAUUUGGGCUUUACCACAUUGACUUCAAAAACAAGAACAAACCACGGUACCCAAAGGCAUCUGUUGAUUACUAUAAAAAGAUUAUCAGUGCAAAUGGAUUCCCAAAUCCAAGAGAGGUGGAAAACUGGCAUCGGAAGGCCAUGGACAGCUGCUCUGCCACACACCAACACCUUGCUGCAGAUUCCCUGAUUACUCACAUGGAAAUGGUGACAGAGAUUGUUCUUCCUACAGUUUUCACACUCUGCAUUCUCAUCAGUAUUGUCCUCCUCAUAUUCUACCUUCGAAAUCACAGCUAAAAUUGAUGUUUGCACACAUC
This is a messenger RNA of Cyanistes caeruleus (blue tit), 1793 nucleotides long. It is a transcript of the gene LCTL, whose product is annotated as lactase like. The record is from RefSeq and is a predicted model, not a curated record. Gene Ontology annotation, molecular function: hydrolase activity, hydrolyzing O-glycosyl compounds. NCBI's taxonomy places the organism in Eukaryota, Metazoa, Chordata, Aves, Passeriformes, Paridae. Gene Ontology annotation, biological process: carbohydrate metabolic process.